AUGGGUUUAGAUCCUUACAACCUCGCUCGUUUCUUAGCGGCGCAAGAUGCGCCAACCCGAGCCUUUGGAUUAGGGAAUUACACACAAGCUCUCGCGGAGAUAAAGGCAGGCAACAAAGUGAAGGAUUGGAUAUGGUACAUAUAUCCUCAAGUUCUCGGCCUUUAUGCAUCCGCGAACAGCAGGACGUACGGCAUCACUAACCUCGAAGAAGCCAGAGAGUAUCUGAGACAUCCAGUCCUGGGACGACGACUUCUCAAGAUGAUGCUCGCAUUAUGGGAAUCUGGUAGCGGCAGAAUUGUCAAUAUCAUGGGGAAAACAAUAGACGCCGACAAGCUGCAUGCCUGCAUCACGUUGUUUAUGCGUGCUGAUCCCAACAUGGAUAUUAUCUCUGUACACUGGGACGAUCCAGAAGACGCACCUAACGGCUGGCCCUUAUGGCAGAACACUCUGGAUGGCUUUUAUCUAGGUCGAGAUCCUUCGGACGCAGCAGCUGGAUGCGCGAAGACCAGGAGCGGGUAG
Messenger RNA from Mollisia scopiformis, 519 nucleotides. RefSeq names its product DUF1810-domain-containing protein. NCBI's taxonomy places the organism in Eukaryota, Fungi, Ascomycota, Leotiomycetes, Helotiales, Mollisiaceae. Bases 1 to 519 code for a protein of 172 amino acids. The record is from RefSeq and is a predicted model, not a curated record. The transcript has 3 exons.